AUGCCAGGUGCAAGAUAUUCCAAAGAAUUCACUAUUAAAAAGCAACCAAGAAUACCUAAGGAGACAAGUUUAUAUACUUUCAAGUUUAUAGAGUGCCGUGCGAGUCCGGUGGAUGACAACCUCUUCGAGUGGGAAGCUGCAAUUAAGGGGCCAAAAUAUAGCCCUUAUGGUGCAGGAACAUUCCGUGUUAGCAUGCAUUUUCCCCCACGGUUUCCAAUGAUAGCUCCAACUAUUUUCUACCCCAAUGUUUCUGACAACGGAGAUGUGUAUCUCUACAUGUUGGGCAAUGGAUGGGCUCCUGGUUUCACAAUUCCUGAUAUCCUAAUGACGCUCUGGGGAAUGCUCUUUACCCCAAGAUUGGACCUUCCUGAUAACGUGAAUGAGGAUACUCUGGAGUAUGUCUCUAACAAGGAG
Messenger RNA from Thlaspi arvense, 414 nucleotides. The record is from the annotation of a GenBank genome assembly. Lineage: Eukaryota; Viridiplantae; Streptophyta; Magnoliopsida; Brassicales; Brassicaceae.